AUGGGUAUCAAGGGAAUCCGUACUGCCUUAAAGGUCGACCUCGAGAAGCAUGCCCGCGAGCAGCCUGGCUUACAUAAUCGAUGGCAUCCCGAUAUUCCGGCUUGUGGGCAGAUCGCCAACAAUGAAGUCGUCAAAAUCGAGUGUCUGGACUGGACUGGGGGUCAAAUCGGGAACAAUGACUCGGCCGACGACGUGAAGAACGUUGAUCUUACUGAAAUCCACUAUCUGUCUGGUCCAUUCGACAUCGAGACCGCCGAGCCCGGCGAUGUCUUGGUGGUCGAGAUCCAGGACGUCCAACCCUUCCAAGAGCAGCCGUGGGGCUUUACCGGUAUCUUUGACAAGCAAAAUGGCGGUGGCUUCCUGGAUGAGCUUUACCCGAAGGCUGCAAAGGCGAUUUGGGAUUUUGAAGGAAUCUUCUGCUCCUCGCGGCACAUUCCACAUGUCCGCUUUGCUGGUUUAAUUCAUCCAGGAAUUCUGGGAUGCGCCCCUUCUGCGGAAGUCCUUGCCGAAUGGAACCGCCGCGAGGGGGAGCUUAUCUCUGCGAAUACCAUUGAAGGUCGGAUCGUUGCUCAGCCGCCAAACCCCACGAAUACCCAUGCAGGCAGCUCUGCGGAGGACAUCAAGGCAAAGGUCGCAAAAGAAGGAGCACGAACAAUCCCUGGCCGUCCUGAGCACGGAGGUAAUUGCGAUAUCAAAAACCUCUCUCGCGGAUCCAAGGUCUAUCUCCCUGUCCAUGUCCCAGGCGCGAAGUUCUCCGUUGGAGAUCUCCACUUCUCCCAGGGAGAUGGCGAGAUCUCGUUCUGCGGCGCCAUUGAAAUGGCAGGUGUGAUUACGUUGAAGUUCUCGGUCAUCAAAAAUGGCAUGGCGAAGCUGGAUAUGAAGUCGCCAAUUUUCCAUGCGGGACCCGUCGAGCCCCAAUUUGGCCCUGGGCGCUACCUCACAUUUGAAGGAUUCUCGGUUGACGAGAAUGGCAAGCAGCAUUAUCUCGAUGCGACGGUUGCUUAUCGGCAGACAUGCCUGCGGGUCAUCGAAUACCUUCGACGAUUCGGGUAUGAUGAUUAUCAGAUCUACUUGCUCCUGAGCUGUGCCCCAGUGCAGGGACACAUUGCUGGUAUCGUGGAUAUCCCUAACGCUUGUACUACUCUUAGUGUGCCGAUGGAUAUCUUUGAUUUUGAUAUUAGGCCCGAAGCGGAGGUCACAAAGAAGGAUAUGGGAGUAUGUGCAUUCACUAGUACUGAUUAA
Messenger RNA from Penicillium verhagenii, 1242 nucleotides. Its product is annotated as acetamidase/formamidase family protein. The record is from RefSeq and is a predicted model, not a curated record. The coding region runs from base 1 to 1242 and encodes 413 amino acids. The transcript is spliced from 5 exons. Gene Ontology annotation, molecular function: hydrolase activity, acting on carbon-nitrogen (but not peptide) bonds, in linear amides. NCBI's taxonomy places the organism in Eukaryota, Fungi, Ascomycota, Eurotiomycetes, Eurotiales, Aspergillaceae.